Messenger RNA from Musa acuminata AAA Group (dessert banana), 991 nucleotides. RefSeq names its product protein ROOT INITIATION DEFECTIVE 3-like. The transcript has 5 exons. Lineage: Eukaryota; Viridiplantae; Streptophyta; Magnoliopsida; Zingiberales; Musaceae. The annotation marks the transcript as partial. The record is from RefSeq and is a predicted model, not a curated record. Gene Ontology annotation, molecular function: protein binding. Gene Ontology annotation, biological process: rRNA processing; DNA-templated DNA replication. Gene Ontology annotation, cellular component: nuclear pre-replicative complex.
ACUCUAAAAUCCUCAAAAACCCCUUCUUUCUUUGGCGGCGCCUCUUCGCCACCGUUGGAAGUGGUGAUCGCCUCCUCCCCGGUGGACGUCGGCUUCGGUUGUUGGGACCUACGCUCGGGCUCCGAGCAGCUCCGGUACCGCUCAUGCUCCUCCGCUCCACAUGGCCUCCUCUCCAUAGCCGGCCGCUUUCUCGCUUCCUCGCAGCUCCGCGAUUCCCCUUCCUCCGCCUCUUGCCCCAUUUUCUUCUGGUCCUGGGAUAAGCCUCAGGUGGAAGUUAGGAGCUUCCCGGUUGAGCCGAUUGGACCGCUUGUUUCCAAUUCAGAAGGCACUUACAUCAUGGGAGGAGGACCAUCCGGCAUCAUCUACCAAUGGGAGGUUGCUAGUGGGAAAUUGCUCACAUGGUGGCAUGCACAUUAUCGGUCUGUCACCUGUCUCACUCUCUCCAAGGACGAGUCUUUGCUAAUAUCAGGGUCUGAGGAUGGCUCUGUGAGAGUUUGAUCCCUUAUGAUGCUUCUGCUGGUGUUCUUUAUAGAUAUAGCUUUUCGGAACAUGCUUUACGUGUCACUGAUGUUGUUACGGGACAUGGGUUAUGCAACUCCAUUAUCAUCUCAACCUCAGAGGAUCGAACAUGUAAGAUAUGGAGCCUAUAUGAGGGUUUGUUAUUGAGGAGCAUUACGUUUCCUUCCAUAAUUGAUGCUAUUGUAAUGGAUCUUGGGGAGCAUGUGUUCUAUGCUGGUGGCCGAGAUGGCAAAAUAUAUAUUGCAGCGCUAAAUGCUGAAUGCAACCGCAAUAGCAUACACGGGAUGUUCAUCAUUGGUGCCUUGUAUGAUCACAGGUCUCAAUAUGCUGUUAGUCAGUUUUGAUAAUCACUUAUAUACAUGUAUAUAUUUACCAACAAUUGUGUUUUGUGUGUUCUGGCAAAUUUCUAUGAAGAGACUAUACUGUAUAUAUCUAAUUUGUGUUCUUAGAUAUAUCAGAGGUUUGUUGUAUU